UCCAAAGGCUGCAGGGCUGCACUCCGGCUGGCUUCGCCGCCUCGCGAGUCCCUGCUCUGCCACUACAGUCUUGGGGGCUGCUGGUCCCGAGUACCAUGUGUGACGGCACCCUGCUGCCCCCUCUCGUCCUGUCCUUGCUGCUGCUGGUGUGGGGGCUGGACCCGGGCACAGCUGUCGGCGACGCGGCGGCCGACGUGGAGGUGGUGCUCCCGAGGCGGCUGCGCCCGGAGGACGUGCACCUGCAGUUGCUGCCGGGAGCAGCGGGGCUCCGGCGGUGGCGGCGACCGCGAGCAUCUCCAGGUGGCCAUCGAGCAGGGCAAGGAGAGCGCGCCCUGCUACUGCACCUGCCGGCCUUUGGGCGCGACCUAUACCUGCAGCUGCAUCGCGACCUGCGCUUCCUGUCCCCAGGCUUCGAGGUGGAGGAGGCGGGUGUCUCAGGGCGCAGCGGACACCCUGCCGAGCUGUGCUUCUACUCCGGACGAGUCCUGGGCCACCCGGGCUCCCUCGUCUCCCUCAGCGCCUGCGGCGCCGCCGGCGGCCUGGUUGGCCUCAUCCAGCUUGAGCAGGAGCAAGUUUUCAUCCAGCCCCUCAACACCUCAGGGGGCCCAUUCAUUGGAAGAGAGCAUCUGAUCAGACGCAAAUGGGCCUCCACCCCCAGCCCGGCUACGGAGGUGGAGGGACCCAGGCAGCGCUGCAAAGUAGUGACAGAAAAGAAGCCCAGGAAGGACCAUCUGUCUCGGGACUGGAGGGAACGGAGGAAUGCCAUCCGGCUCACCAACGAACACACGGUGGAGACCCUGGUGGUGGCUGAUGCCGACAUGGUGCAGUACCACGGGGCAGAGGCUGCACAGAGAUUCAUCCUCACUGUCAUGAACAUGGUAUACAACAUGUUUCAGCAUAGGAGCCUUGGGAUUAAAAUUAACAUUCAAGUCACCAAGCUGGUCCUUCUGAGACAACGCCCUGCCAAGUUAUCCAUUGGGCACCAUGGUGAGCGGUCCCUGGAGAGCUUCUGUCACUGGCAGAAUGAAGAGUAUGGAGGAGCACGUUACCUUGGCAAUAACCAGGUGCCAGGAGGCAAGGAUGAUACGCCUCCUGUGGAUGCUGCUGUAUUUGUGACCAGGACAGAUUUCUGCGUUCACAAAGAUGAACCUUGUGACACUGUUGGAAUUGCUUACUUAGGAGGCGUGUGCAGUGCUAAGAGGAAAUGUGUGCUCGCCGAAGACAAUGGUCUCAAUUUGGCCUUUACCAUCGCACAUGAACUGGGCCACAACCUGGGGAUGAACCAUGAUGACGACCACUCAUCUUGUGCUGGCCGGUCGCACAUCAUGUCCGGAGAGUGGGUAAAAGGCCGGAAUCCCAGCGACCUCUCUUGGUCAUCCUGUAGUCGAGAUGACCUUGAGAACUUUCUCAAAUCCAAAGUCAGUACAUGUUUACUGAUCACUGAUCCCAGGAGCCAGCAUGCCCUGCGCCUUCCACACAAGCUGCCAGGCAUGCACUACAGCGCCAACGAGCAGUGCCAGAUUCUGUUUGGCACCAAUGCUACCUUCUGCAAAAACAUGGAGCAUCUGAUGUGUGCUGGGCUGUGGUGCCUGGUAGAGGGAGACACAUCCUGCAAGACCAAGCUGGACCCUCCCCUGGAUGGCACUGAAUGUGGAGCAGACAAGUGGUGCCGGGCUGGAGAGUGUGUGAGCAAGACGCCCAUCCCAGAGCACGUGGACGGGGACUGGAGUCUGUGGAGCGCCUGGAGCAUGUGCAGCCGAACGUGUGGUACAGGAGCGCGAUUCCGGCAGAGGAAAUGUGACAACCCCCCCCCUGGACCUGGUGGCACACACUGCCAGGGUGCCAGCGUAGAACAUGCUGCCUGUGAGAAGCUGCCCUGCCCCAAGGGUGUGCCCAGCUUCCGGGACCAGCAGUGCCAAGCCCAUGACCGACUGAGCAGCAAGAAGAGAGGCCUGUUGACAGCAGUGGUGGUUGAUGAUAAGCCCUGUGAACUCUACUGCUCACCCCUCGGGAAGGAGUCCCCGCUGCUGGUGGCUGACAGGGUCCUGGAUGGCACACCCUGUGGACCCUACGAGGCUGACCUCUGCGUGUAUGGCAGAUGCCAGAAAAUUGGAUGUGACGGCAUCAUCGGAUCUGCGGCUAAAGAAGACAGGUGUGGUGUCUGCAGCGGUGAUGGCAAGACCUGCCGUGUGGUGAAGGGUGACUUCAGCCACUCCCGGGGGACAGGUUAUAUCGAAGCAGUUGUCAUUCCGGUUGGAGCUCGACGGAUCCGUGUGGUGGAAGACAAACCUGCUCACAGCUUCCUGGCUCUCAAAGAUUCUAGUAAGAGAUCCAUCAACAGCGACUGGAAGAUAGAACUCCCUGGAGAAUUCCAGAUUGCGGGUACAACCGUUCGCUACGUGAGGAGAGGCUUGUGGGAGAAGUUCUCAGCCAAGGGACCCACCACAGUGCCGCUGCAUCUGAUGGUGCUGUUAUUUCAUGACCAGAAUUACGGAAUUCAUUAUGAGUACACCAUACCUGUAAACCAGAGUUCAGAAAACCAGAGUGAGCCCGCCAAGCCACAAGAUGCUCUGUUCCUCUGGACCCACAGCGGCUGGGAAGGGUGCAGCGUGCAGUGUGGAGGAGGAGAACGCAGGACUAUCGUAUCAUGCACACGGAUUGUUAACAAGACCACAACCCUGGUGAAUGACAGUGACUGCCCCCAAGCAAGCCGCCCUGAGCCCCAGGUCCGACGGUGUAACUCUCACCCAUGCCAGUCCCGGUGGGUGACUGGUCAGUGGAGCCCCUGCUCAGCGACCUGUGAGAAGGGCACGCAGCAUCGGGAGGUGACUUGCGUGUACCAGCUCCAGAACGGCACACACGUCACUACUCGGCCCAUCUACUGCUCAGAACCCCGGCCAACACCAGUACAGAGCUGUGAAGGCCAGGACUGCCUGUCUAUCUGGGAGGUUUCAGAGUGGUCAGAGUGCUCUGCCAACUGCGGCAAAGGGAUCCAGAAACGGACUGUGACAUGUACCAACUCCCAAGGGAAAUGUGACGCUUCCACAAGGCCGAAAGCAGAGGAGGAGUGCGAGGACUACUCCGGCUGCUAUGAGUGGAAAACGGGGGACUGGUCUAAGUGCUCGUCCACCUGUGGGAAGGGGCUUCAGUCAAGAGUGGUCCAGUGUAUGCACAAGCUCACUGGACGCCAUGGCAGUGAGUGCCCGACUCUCUCAAAGCCAGCAGCCUACAGACAGUGCCACCAGGAGGUUUGCAACGAGAAGAUCAAUGUGAACACCAUCACCUCCCCUCGCCUCGCCGCUCUGACCUACAAAUGCACCCGGGACCAGUGGACAGUGUACUGCCGGGUCAUCCGAGAGAAGAACCUCUGCCAGGAUAUGCGAUGGUACCAGCGCUGCUGCCAGACCUGUAGGGACUUCUACGCAGAUAAGAUGCGCCAGCCGCCCUCUCCACCAAGCUCAUGACGGACAGACAGCACAGUGCUUGCUCAGUGCUCUGACUCAAGGUCUGAGGCGUGGCAGUUAGUGAGUGGAGAGCCCUCACCCUACCCAAAAGCACACCAGCCCUGCAGCC
Mus caroli (Ryukyu mouse) is the source of this 3573-nucleotide messenger RNA. RefSeq names its product ADAM metallopeptidase with thrombospondin type 1 motif 17 (gene Adamts17). Gene Ontology annotation, cellular component: extracellular matrix. Gene Ontology annotation, biological process: proteolysis; extracellular matrix organization. The record is from RefSeq and is a predicted model, not a curated record. NCBI's taxonomy places the organism in Eukaryota, Metazoa, Chordata, Mammalia, Rodentia, Muridae. Gene Ontology annotation, molecular function: metalloendopeptidase activity.